CGAUUCAUUUCAUUUCACUGAUCCUUCGAUCGAUCCCACUCCUCAUUGAUUCAUUCAUCGAUCGAUAUCUAGCUACCUAGCUUGCUGGAUUAAUAUAUCGAUCGAAUUGAUCGAUGGAUCAUCAGAUGAUGUCGCCGGCGACGUCGCUGCCGCCGGGGUUCCGGUUCCACCCGACGGACGAGGAGCUCAUCCUGCACUACCUCCGCAGCCGCGCCGCCGCCGAGCAGUGCCCCGUCCCCAUCAUCGCCGACGUCGACAUCUACAAGUUCGAUCCAUGGGACCUCCCACCCAUGGCGGUGUACGGGGAGAGCGAGUGGUACUUCUUCAGCCCGCGCGACCGCAAGUACCCCAACGGCAUCCGCCCCAACCGCGCCGCCGGCUCCGGCUACUGGAAGGCCACCGGCACCGACAAGCCCAUCCACGACAGCUCCACCGGCGACAGCGUCGGCGUCAAGAAGGCCCUCGUCUUCUACCGCGGCCGCCCUCCCAAGGGCACCAAGACCAGCUGGAUCAUGCACGAGUACCGCCUCGCCGCAGCCGACCCGCUCUCCAAGCCCCCCUCCUCCUCCUCCUCCUCCUGCAGGUUCCGCAACGUCUCCAUGAGGCUGGACGACUGGGUGCUGUGCCGGAUCUACAAGAAGUCCGGCCAGGCGUCGCCGAUGGUGCCGCCGCUCGCCGCCGAGUACGACCACGACGAGCCGUCCGGAGUCUUGGACGACGCCUACAGCUUCUACGCGCCGCCGAGCAGCGCCGUCAUCCCUAAGCUGCCCAAGAUCCCGUCCAUCUCCGAGCUCUUCGACGAGCACGCGCUCGCGCAGAUCUUCGACGCCGCCGACGUCCCGGCCGACCACCACAACCACGUCAACCAGAAUCUCGCCGUGGUUCACCCCUCCCUGAACCAGCUCCUGUCCGUCGGCGACAACUUCCUCGCGGACUGCUACUCGUCGACGACGUCCCAGCUGGCCACCGCCGGCGGCAAGCGCAAGUCGAGCCCGGGAGAUCAAUGGGCCGGCCACACGCCGGCGAAGAGGCUGAACGGCUCGUGCUUCGACGUCGCGCCGCCGACCGUGGGCGGCUUGCAAGCGGCGCCGUCGUCAGUCCUGGGCGGCCUCAACCAUCAGAUGCUUCCUCCUCAGUUAUUCUGAAUACUUACAUUAGUAUCAACGACUAGAUUAACUGGCCAUGGAAAGCCAAUCGAAUUCGCGGAUGCUGCGAGCGACUUCAUGAUCAAUCUCGCUCGCCGACGACAUUAAGAUCGAUGAUGAUGAUGAUGAUUGGAGUACGGUAUAGAAUUAUUGUAGUAUUGAAGAACUAUGCAUGUAUACGAUCGAUUUUUUCUCCUACGUAUUCAUUUCAGGCACAGGGCAAAGCUAGCUGGAGCUUGAUAGUACUCUACACCGUAGAGAGAAUGUUGUACAAUUAAAUAUUACUAGAUAUGCAGAACAAUAAUAGUAUAGUCAAUUGAGAUAUAUAUACUAGUAUCUGAUAUUGUAGUAGAUAUCAAAUUAAGCAAUGGAUUCUGGCUCUUCUUUGGGAACUGGAAAA
This is a messenger RNA of Oryza brachyantha (malo sina), 1545 nucleotides long. RefSeq names its product NAC domain-containing protein 2-like. The transcript has 3 exons. Gene Ontology annotation, biological process: regulation of DNA-templated transcription. The record is from RefSeq and is a predicted model, not a curated record. Lineage: Eukaryota; Viridiplantae; Streptophyta; Magnoliopsida; Poales; Poaceae. Gene Ontology annotation, molecular function: DNA binding. The coding region runs from base 114 to 1145 and encodes 343 amino acids.